Ochotona princeps (American pika) is the source of this 1283-nucleotide messenger RNA. RefSeq names its product ribosomal RNA processing 15 homolog (gene RRP15). Gene Ontology annotation, cellular component: preribosome, large subunit precursor. NCBI's taxonomy places the organism in Eukaryota, Metazoa, Chordata, Mammalia, Lagomorpha, Ochotonidae. Gene Ontology annotation, biological process: maturation of 5.8S rRNA; maturation of LSU-rRNA. Bases 60 to 920 code for a protein of 286 amino acids. The transcript has 5 exons. The record is from RefSeq and is a predicted model, not a curated record.
GGAAGUGCCUUGUGUUGGCCCCGGACGCAGCUCUAAGAGCACACUUCCGGUGAGAGAAGAUGGCUGCGUCCGUGGGGAACUCACGUGUGAGUGCGGGGAAAAAGCUGAAAAAGUCCCUAAAGAAGAAGAAGAAGGUGAAAAUGAUAGCCAAAGUCUUGCCGUCGGAGCUGGAAGAGGAGGUCAAAGGUGCUUCCGACAGCGGAGGUUCUGUAGGAAGCUGUGGAUCUGGAAAGGAUCACUUUUCUGAUGAUGAAGCUAUGGAUGCUGACAAUGAGGAUGAUACUGAACCCUGUGACAAAGAAAAUGAAAAUGCUACAGAAUCAGGUGUUGGGACUAACAUGGGCUGGGCAGAUGCUAUGGCUAAAAUCCUUAAUAAGCAAAUUCCUAAGAGUAAACCCACCAUUCUCGUCAAAAAUAAAAAGCUGGAGAAGGAAAAAGAAAAGUUAAAGCAAGAAAGACUUGAGAGAAGAAAACAGCUGGAUAAGAAGCGGGAGUGGGAGAUGCUGUGCAGAGUAAAGCCAGAUGUUGUCAAAGACAAAGAAACAGAGAGAAAUCUUCAGAGAAUUGCGACGAGAGGUGUGGUGCAGUUGUUUAAUGCUGUUCAGAAACAUCAAAAGAAUGUUGAUGAGAAGGUUAAAGAAGCUGGAGGCUCUAUUAGAAAGCGUGCGAAGUUGAUAUCGACUGUUUCUAAGAAAGAUUUCAUCAGUGUCCUCAGAGGAAUGGAUGGACGUGCAAAUGAGAAAAGUUCAGCCGGGAAGAACUCAAAAGCCAAUCAGCCUGAAGCGAAGUCAGAAGAGACUCCAGGUUGGACGAUCCUACGUGAUGAUUUCAUGAUGGGAGCCUCUAUGAAAGACUGGGACAAGGAAAGUGACGGGCCUGAUGACAGCCGACCAGGCUCUGCAAGUGACUGUGACGUGUAAAACAGUGGAGGCAACGCAUUUGGCAGUCGGUGUGUUUUUUCUACAAAGAUACUCCAAUCUCUGACAUCUGGGGAAUUAGAAGAAUACUAUUUGUGAGAAAGCCAAAGGACUUUUACCAGCUUUGAUGUUCCCCCUUUACAUGCAAACUUUGUUAAAGUUCUAUUUUGAACUUUUGUAUACUUUCAGGCAUUGUUCCUCAAACCAUUUGCAACUAGGAAUAUUUCUGCUUACUCAGUAAGAUGCGCAUUGUGCCAGUACUGUCAGAUGUUUACAGAUUGGUCAUGUCCGUGCUGUGCUGUCUCAGUGUCACCAGUGGUCCUGGGCAUGCAGCCCUGCUUCAUAAGUAUAAUGAGCUCUUUGAAG